Messenger RNA from Closterium sp. Naga37s-1, 3702 nucleotides. The record is from the annotation of a GenBank genome assembly. Lineage: Eukaryota; Viridiplantae; Streptophyta; Zygnematophyceae; Desmidiales; Closteriaceae.
AUGGAGCGGUAUGAGAAGGUGGUUUUCAUGGAUGUGGAUGCGAUGGCGCUGGCGAAUCUGGACUUUAUGUUUGAGCGGGAGGAGCCGACGGGUGUGCCGAGUUACCUCACAGAGGCGUUUAACAGCGGCAUGUUUGUGCUCAAGCCCUCCCAGGCCACGUUCACAUCUCUGGUGGCGAACAUCGACGUGCUGGGCUGGGCUGGGCUGGGCUGGGCUGGGCUGGGCUGUGAGGCGUCUCAAAUCUCUCAAGUGCACCCCUCUCCACCCCAACAGGCAACGUUCACAUCUCUGGUGGCGAACAUCGACGUCCUCGGUUCCACAGACAACGCGGACCAGGGCUACCUGAACCGCUACUGGGCGGGCUUUCCCAACAUGUCCUCCUCGCACCGCCUGCCCUACCGCUUCAACGCCAUGCUCCUCUACCCGCGCAACUACCCCCCUCCGCGCUGGUACGACGUGGACCGCGCACAUGAGAUAAUGGGUCCUGUGAUGGUGGCUCAUCUGGGCGGCCCGUGGGGAAAGCCGGCUGGUAUGGGCUCGAAUCGGCCUGUGCCGGGCCCGAAUGGGUGCCACUGGUGCUUUGUGAAUGGGGAGCAGCCGUACGCGGUGUGGUUGAGGAUCUGGUAUAAUGUGUCCCGUGCGCUGUAUGAUAACUGCUGGUUCCCGUUGUAUGCGGGGGGCGGGGGUGUGGGUGGGGAAGAGGGGAGCGUCAACGGUGGAGGGGAGCAGGGGCGGGAGGAGAGAGGGUUAAGCAGCCGGUUUUCGCUCACUUCCGGGCUGCCGAACGCGGCGGAUUAUGAAUCAGAAGGGCCGGGGAAGAAGCCGCGUGCGGCUGAGUGGGUGAGGCCAAGCAUGACGGAGAGUGCCGUGGAAGGACCAGGAGGGGCAGAGUUGGGUGGCUCGAGCGGCAGCUGGGGCCGCUUGGUGGUGGCAACAGUGGUAUCAGCACGCAACCAGCAUGCAGCAGUCCCCUGGGCGAUGUCAUACAACAAGCUCCACCCGCCCGGCCCUUCCCGAGUCCCCUCUCUCCUGCUCGUGCUCCCAUCAGUCCCCGCCCCCCACCGGAAACUCCUAGAGCCCCUGUUUGAUCACGUGCGGGUGGUCCCCUCAGCGGGCCGUGCGGGGCGAGAGGGGAAAGAGGAGGGCCAGGAGAAGGGCCAGGAGGAGAAAAAGGAGGAGGAGGAAGAGGAGGAGGCGGAGAUGUCAGUGCUGCAGGUGUGGAACCAGACGGAUUUCGACCGGGUGCUCUAUGUGGAUGUGCUCUCUCUCUUUGCCACCAACAUCCAGCUCGUUUUCUCCGAGUUCCAGCCGUUUGCUGCGCCCCCGCUGCGCUUCCCCCCUGAUAUGUUCUCUACACGAGUCAUGCUGCUGCAGCCGAACCAAGAGGUGCUCUCACGGAUGCUGCAGACGCGGCAAGACCGUGCGAGCAGCGCGAGCAGCGGGAGCAGCGGGAGCGGUGGGAGCGGUGGGAGCGGUGGGAAUGGGAGCAGCACGGAGUAUCUAGACCUGUUCCUAAACGCGUACUAUGGAACCUGGUUCUACGAAUCCCCGCAACACCGCAUGCCGUACGCGUAUGCAGUCAACCUGAGGUACAAUCAGAGGCUAAGACAGUACCAGCCGCACCCGCGCAUUGUCACGUUUGAUGGGGAUUCGCCGCUGCGCAUGGAUGUGCGCGUGUGGGCGGACCCAGCAGGGGGCUCUAGUGUUAACUAUGGCCGCUUGACCACUGAUCGCCUUGUGGUACGCAAGGCGUUUCCCCCCCAUUCUUCCCCAUUCCUCCCCGUUCCUCCCCAUUCCGCCCCAUUCCCCAACGCCCCGCUGCUCCCUUCCCCUCUUCUCUCUCCUCCCUCCCCAUGUUCGCAACCAGUCAUCCCCUGCAUCUGCCUCUCCUCCUCGCGAAUUCCACCCCUCCCCUUCCCUUCCCCUCCUCCCCUCCUCUUCCUCCGCACAUUCUUCCCCCCACCCCCCGCACCCCUCAGCCACAGCACCAUCAGUGCAGUACCUAGCGAUAGCACACCUGUGGGAGCAGCUGAGCAAGGCGAGACUCAACCUGGCUUCCCCAAGCUCUUCCAGUCCCACAGCACCAUCAGUGCAGUACCUAGCCAUAGCGCACCUGUGGGAGCAGCUGAGCAAGGCGAGACCCCACCAGAAGGGGGAAACGCCCCACUCGUAUUCCCCAACGCCCCCGUCCCCGCUCCCCGCCCCUACCCCCCACACCUCUUUCCCCGCACGUCCUCUCCCCCCUUUUCCCCAGCCACGGCGCCAUCCGUCCAGUACCUAGCCAUAGCGCACCUGUGGGAGCAGCUGAGCAAAGCACGCCUGCACCUGGCAGAGGCUACGUGGUCCAUGGCCCAAUCUGUCCAGUAUCUAGCCAUAGCACACCUGUGGGAGCAGCUGAGCAAGGCGCGCCUCCACCUGGCAGAAGCCAUGGCUCUGGCGCGCCACUGGGGGCGCACUCUUGUGCUGCCACGUGUCAGCAGCAGCCGCAUCGGCGGCAACAACGUGCCACGUGGCACCCUGCCUGCGUGCGCGUACUUUGACACGGCCCUGAUUGGCCGGUUUGUGCCGUGGGUGAGAGAGGAGUUCCUGUGGGGUUCCGUGGUGCCUGCUUGGGAGGGGAGGGGGAGAGAGGGAGGUGGGAGAGGAGGGAGAGGAGGGGGAGGAGGGGAGGGGAGGGGGUGGAGGAGCAGCGUUGUUCUGCUGGACGAUUUCAAGGGGCAGCGAUGCAAUCUGGUGCGCUGGCUGACUGACUGGCUGUGGGAGGAGGGUGCGGUGAAGACAGCCUCGUUUCUAAAAACGCACUACCCCUUCCCGGCCGCCCCGCACCUGCCCUCCUCCUGGAACACCUCUCUCUACCGCCUCGCCUUCUCCUCCUCACCUCCCGCCCCGCUGCACUGCACCACCAGCUGUGACGACCGCGCGUGGUUACGCUGGUUACCGCCGCGCGCAGAGGACCUAAGGGUUCCAGAGGAGGUGGCAGUGCUGAUGAAGUUCACUCAUACUGCGUGCCUGGGCCAACUGCAACCGCUGGCUGAGCUAGCCCAGGAGCACAUAGCAUACGCACCGCACCUGCACCGUCUCGCCUCCGCCUUCGCGUCCCAGAACCUGCAGGGAGGCGGGCGGUACGUGGCGGCGCACUGGCGGAUAGAGAAGGCGAUGAUGAGCCACCGGUCGGCCGUGCAGAUGCACCAGUGCGUGCAGGGCCUGCUGAGAGAUGCGGCUGUGUGGUGGCUGCAGGAGCGGGAGCGACAAGGGAUGGUGGCGGGAGGGGGUGGAGGGGGAGAGGGAGGAGGAGGAGGGGGAGGAGGAGGAGGGGGAGGAGGAGGAGGGGGAGGAGGAGAGGGGGACAAGGUUCCGCGUUCCUUCCUCUAUCUUCCCCCGAUUCACCCGAUUCACAUCCCACAUGCGCUCUUUUCUCUCCUCCCACGCAACCCAUCCCCUUUCCUCUCCCCUUCCCCCUGCAUCUCUCCCCCGCACCAGGCCAUAUUAGACAAGCUGCUGUGCAUAAAGGCGGCCAUAUUAGACAAGCUGCUGUGCAUAAAGGCAGCAGUGUUCCUGUACCCACCGCCCAGCUGCAGGAACUACGCACACACAGGGAGCGGCUCUGCAGUGGCUGAUGAGAUCUGCUGGUGGCGGGAGAGGCAAGGGAGCGGUGGGGGGAAGGGUGUAGCUCCUUGCCGCAUGUGGAGUGACGGGCGUUGA